AUGAACACCUAUCAUAGCUUGACAAGAUACAAGUGGGUGAGAUAUUCUGGAGCAAGGUAUUGGACUCCCGGAAUGAUUACCAUUGGCCGUGAUCUGGAUGGUGCUCAUCUUGUUGUUGGCCGGGCGCAUCAUCAUGGCGAUUUGCUACCGGCUAAAGCUAAACCUGAACAUGGUGUUGCAUAUGUUACUCAUGGCGGCGCUGAACACAUGAAACACGACUUUGAAAUCUUAAUGCCAGCGGAGUUUCAUUGGAUACCAUCAAGACAUGGUCAAAUACCACCUGGAGCUGUAGAGGGCGGCAGAACUAGUAAUGGAGAAGUAUUAUUUGUCGGUCGCGCUCAUCAUAAUGGAACUCCUUGUGUAGGGAAGAUUCAUCCUAGUCAUGGAAGUCUUUACAUUCCCUAUAACGGCGAGGAAAUUCCUUACAAAGAGUACGAAGUAUUGGUUCAGCACUAA
Messenger RNA from Cotesia congregata, 456 nucleotides. The record is from the annotation of a GenBank genome assembly. NCBI's taxonomy places the organism in Eukaryota, Metazoa, Arthropoda, Insecta, Hymenoptera, Braconidae.